CGCUAAGCAUAUUUAGAGAUGUGAAUAACAGAUAUAGGAUCUGUCUCUUCUACUGUAUAGAAGCAUAAUGUCAAUGGGCGCACUGAAUUGUAGGACUUGGGAAAGUGAUGGUCCAGAUGAAAAUGCUUCCAUUGCUGUAGAAACAAAUACUUCUGCCCAGGCUGAAAUAAAUCUGUUUCAAUCUGAUCCAAAACAUGAGGCUAAGGAACUGGAACAGAUACUAGAACCUGGAGUUGAAGCCUUUGUUUUUGAACAUGAGGCACAAUCUCCUAUUGACUCGGAUAUAAAUUUGGAAAGAGUUGAAGCUUUGGCAACCACCAUUGUUAAUGGUAGGAAUGCUAAGGUUCUUAAGCCAGCUGACAGUGCUGAAGACAAAGCAGUGAUGAUGGUAGAGAUUGAACAAAUCAGUGUUGGUGAGGAUGCUUUGGAGAACAACCAAACUCCAACUAACACCGACCCUAAUUCCGAGAUUGAACAAAGCUGUAAUGACCAAACUACUAUUGGCCCUACUCUUCACUCUUUUGAGGUGGAUGGACAGCACUAUGAAAUCAGUCCUAUGAAGAAGCGGAGACAAGCAACCUAAGGGAGGAACCUAACGACUUCCAAGAUGUCCAGAACAAACGCAACAAAAAAGCGGGGAAGAGGGGAACUGCACCAAGGACGAUUAAAACUAGAAGCUACGAUCCAAAUCUUGAAGUUGGAACAGUAAGCGAGAUCACUAGAUACUGGCCCAGCCACAAAUCAACCACAAUGGAGAAAAUCGUCACUACCAAAAGUUAUUCUGGGCCCUUUUGGUAUGUUGGACCUGUCGGCCCAAUUGGGGCAGAUGGGAAAAGGCCAAAGAAAAUAAUGCCCAGAAACCUUG
This is a messenger RNA of Cuscuta campestris, 865 nucleotides long. NCBI's taxonomy places the organism in Eukaryota, Viridiplantae, Streptophyta, Magnoliopsida, Solanales, Convolvulaceae. The record is from the annotation of a GenBank genome assembly.